AGUCCGGGCGGACUUAACCCCGGAGCACUCUGCCCAAGGGAGGCGCGGGCGGACGCCCGAGCGCACAGAGGCCCCCUCUUGUCCAGCAGUUUGCACCUGCCCAGUGACCAUGAUCGGUACGUGGUGCCUGUCAGUGUUCGUGAGGUUCAACUCCAGCCACGGUUUCCCAGUGGAGGUGGAUUCUGCCACCAGCAUCUUCCAGCUCAAGGAGGAGGUUGCUAAGCGACAGGGGGUUCCAGCCGACCAGCUGCGCGUGAUUUUCGCGGGGAAGGAGCUCAGGAAUGACCUGGUGGUGCAGAGCUGCGACCUGGGCCAGCAGAGCAUCGUCCACGUGGUGCUGAGACCCGGGAGAGAAGGCCCCGCGAUGGCCGCCGGCGGGGACCGUCCCCCAGGCACUGCGGGGGCCUUCGCAAGGGAGCCCGAGAGCCUGACCCGCGUGGACUUCAGCAGCUCCGUGCUCCCCACCGACUCCGCGGGCCUGGCCGUCAUUCUGCACGACGACAGAGAGGGCGCUGCGCGGACAGUGGGCAGACCAGCAGGUCGACCGGCCUACAACAGCUUCUACGUCUACUGCAAGGGCCCCUGCCAGCGGGUGCAGCCCGGGAAGCUCCGGGUGCGGUGCGGCACCUGCCAGCAAGCCACGCUCACCUUGGCCCAGGGCCCGUCCUGCUGGGACGACGUCCUGAUCCCGAAGCGGAUGAGGGGUGAGUGCCAGUCGCCAGGCUGCCCCGGGACAAGCGCAGAAUUUUUUUUUAAAUGUUCAGCACACCCGACCUCUGACAAAGAAACAUCAGUAGCUUUGAACCUGAUCACAACCAACAGCCGGGGCAUCACCUGCAUCACGUGCACCGACAUCAGGAGCCCGGUCCUGGUUUUCCAGUGCAACCACCGCCACGUGAUCUGCUUGGACUGCUUCCACCUGUACUGCGUGACCAGGCUCAACGACCGGCAGUUUGUCCACGACCCGCAGCUGGGCUACUCGCUGCCGUGUGUGGCCGGCUGCCCCGACUCCUUGAUCAAAGAGCUCCAUCACUUCAGGGUCCUCGGGGAAGAGCAGUACGGCCGCUACCAGCACUACGGCGCCGAGGAGUGCGUGCUGCGCAUGGGCGGCGUGCUGUGCCCGCGCCCCGGCUGCGGCGCCGGGCUGCUCCCCGAGCCCGGGCAGCGGAGGGUCACCUGCGAGGCCGGCGGCCUGGGCUGCGGGCUCAUCUUCUGCCGCGACUGUAAGGACGCCUACCAUGAGGGAGAGUGCAGCGCCCUGGCCGCCGCCUCAGGGGCAGCCGCUCAGGCCUACCGGGUGGACGCGAGGGCGGCCGAGCAGGCUCGCUGGGAGGAGUCCUCCCGGGAGACCAUCAAGAAGACCACCAAGCCCUGCCCGCGCUGCCACGUGCCCGUGGAGAAGAACGGCGGAUGCAUGCACAUGAAGUGCCCGCAGCCCCAGUGCCAGCUGGAGUGGUGCUGGAACUGCAGCUGCGAGUGGAGCCGUGCCUGCAUGGGCGCCCACUGGUUCGACGUGUAGCUGCCGCGGGCCCGCUGUCAGCGCUGGAACUCCGUGUCCAGCGGCGUCUGCCCUCUCCCUUUCUCCACACGCACACACAUGCACGCACACACAUGCACGCACACACAUGCACACACACAUUCGCACGCACACACAUGUGCGCACACAUAGGCACACACAUGCACACAGUUCUUUCCAAAAUGACAGCAGCAGGUCUGGGCAGCUCCCGGCCUCGCGUCGAUUGUGCCGGGAAAUCCAGCAGCACGAGGUCUCGGUCUGGGCCGCGCACAGCAGCGUGCGGGCGGCAUGAGCCGCCUCCCGGAGGCCUGGCAUCUCGGGAGCUCGAGGCCGCUGGGAGGGACGGAGCCGUCUCAGGUUUAACUCCCCGCGCUCCACCCCCGGCCGGUGCUGGUAGGAGCGAUGGUGGGAGGUGCCGAGCGUCUGUCUCGGUUCUAGGCCGAUGGCCACAGCCCUCAGGCCUGGACUCGCCACCCACGCGAGGCUCCGUCUUCCCACGGAAGCGCAGCAGCAGCCGCACACGGUCCCCGGGUUCCCUUUCCGCGGGGAUGAGUCUCCCGCUGCACAAAGCAGGUGCCGCUCACGUGAGGAGCCACGGGGGCCGACCCCACUGAGGAGUGUAGAUCGCAGGCAGAACCCACACGCACUGUGCAUGCCGCUUCAUUAGGAGCCAUUUCGGAAACUUUUUCUGAAAAUGUUACCAAACCUAUCAUUUGAUUAUGGACAUUCAUGCUGCAGCGUGGACAGAAUGGCUCGGUGCCCUGGAGGGGGCGACCCAGUGUCAGGGGCCAUCGGAACAGCCUCUCUCCCGUCUCCCGGGGCGUGUCCAGGCCCAGUAACGUGAGCCAGACCUGCUGCCAGGUGGUCUGAGAGGCCUGCCCCGCCCGCGGCCCCCCUGCUGCACUGGUCGGAUUGCGGGGCUGGUGACUUUCCAUCGACGGUCACACAUCAGUGAGGCGUGUGCCCACAUCAGUGAGGCGUGUGCCCGCGGGCAGAGCCCAGCGCCGGCACCGGAGGCGGGAGGAAGCGCCUGCCUCUGCUCUCGGCUCCUCUCCUCGGGCGAUGGUGACCACGUGGGCGGAACCGUCCACUGCACCUGGGCCCCUUUUGCACGUGGGGCCCCGGAAGCUGGAUCAGCAGCAGGACUUCUCCUUUGCUGAGAGGGAAGGGGAGGGGCCUCGGAAAUGCCCCAAGGCCGCCUGCCCUCUCUCCCGAACCCCCACUCAGGGACAGCCCUUCCCCUACCCCCCCUUCUCUGUCCGCGUGGCCCCCAGGCCGCCGGGCUCGAUGGGAAGCCCGCGGGCCAUGCAGGGAUAAUGGGGCCGAGGUCUGGCCGUGGGAGAGGAAGGUCCGAGGCUGAGCCACAUGCGCCAAGGCCGGCGUCGCUGCUCAGUCUGCAACGCUCAGGCCGGCGUCCGUCCGACAAUCCCAGCAGCAGCUGCCGGCACUGACCCCCCCCCCCCGCCCCCACGUGACACACGGACGGCCCCUCGCCACGUGGGCGCCGCGUUCCACGUCCUCGGGUCCUCGGUCCGCGCUGUCAGGUGCGCCGCGGCCGGGGUUUGCUCCCCGCGUCAGGCACAGGAGGCCCCGUCCCCGCUCCUCCCCUGGUGGUUGGGUUUGCCUGCUUUUUCCGGAAGAGAACGCGGAUCCUUGGAGUGCGUGAGAAAAGCCAGCCUCUGCGCCCGAAUGUGACGCGCCGGCUGCUGUAAACGGCCGGAGCGUGAACUCGGCCGCAGAAUGUACACAGGCCUGUCCUCUCCCCCAGGAAGGCGCUCGGGGACGGGCCGAGGCUCUGUUCAAAUUGUCAAUAAAAGCACCUGAGCGCC
This is a messenger RNA of Myotis myotis, 3345 nucleotides long. It is a transcript of the gene PRKN, whose product is annotated as parkin RBR E3 ubiquitin protein ligase. The transcript has 12 exons. Gene Ontology annotation, biological process: protein polyubiquitination; regulation of apoptotic process; regulation of mitochondrion organization. NCBI's taxonomy places the organism in Eukaryota, Metazoa, Chordata, Mammalia, Chiroptera, Vespertilionidae. The coding region runs from base 110 to 1519 and encodes 469 amino acids. The record is from RefSeq and is a predicted model, not a curated record. Gene Ontology annotation, molecular function: ubiquitin protein ligase activity; ubiquitin conjugating enzyme binding; zinc ion binding. Gene Ontology annotation, cellular component: endoplasmic reticulum; cytosol; cytoplasm.